Messenger RNA from Rana temporaria (common frog), 3223 nucleotides. It is a transcript of the gene RAD54B, whose product is annotated as RAD54 homolog B. Gene Ontology annotation, molecular function: ATP-dependent chromatin remodeler activity; DNA translocase activity; ATP binding. The record is from RefSeq and is a predicted model, not a curated record. The transcript has 15 exons. Gene Ontology annotation, cellular component: nucleus. NCBI's taxonomy places the organism in Eukaryota, Metazoa, Chordata, Amphibia, Anura, Ranidae. The coding region runs from base 133 to 2787 and encodes 884 amino acids. Gene Ontology annotation, biological process: double-strand break repair via homologous recombination; reciprocal meiotic recombination.
UGUGACCUCCCCGCUCACAGUUCUUUCAGUCUGAAGUACUAAGCAAGCUACAGAAUGAUUUUACCGCCAUCUCCUGAGAGGAGAAUAUGACAGACACAGCGGGAGUAGGGGGACACAGCAGGUGAGCGCAAAAUGAGAAGAUCAGCAGCUCCAAGUCAGCAAUUGCUGGGGAAUCCCACAAAAAAGCCUCGUUUUACACCACCUGUUAAACAUAAUUCCUUCUCUGAUAAGACAACCGAAAGCUUGACUACGUUGUUAAUGCCCAAGAUUGACAAUUUGCCUUCUGGAGUUCCUGCCAGAACUUGUGGUGUAAAUCCAGAUUCCAAAGCAGUCGAGGAACGUUCAGUGUCCAGAAGCCAGGUGUGCAGGCCUGCGGUUACUGCUGUUACAAAGUUUAAACCACUUACAGCAUCUUCAGUACACUUAGUGGACCAGAAGAUACCCAACAAAUCGCAGGAGGAAGGAGAGGCCAGUUCCCUUGUGAAGUAUUUCAGUGUGGUGUGGUGCAAGGCAUCCAAGAAGAAACAUAAGAAAUGGGAAGGGGAUGCUGUUCUUAUUGCCACGGGGAGGUCAGUGACUUUAAAGGAUAUGGAAGGCAAAGAUAUUGGGAAAGGCACUGGAUACAAGCUAAAGGAUCUAGAGAACCUAGAAGAAGGGCAGACCUUAAUGAUUGGCGGGAAGGAGAUUGAGGUCAUGGGUCCAAUCACUGAAGAGGAUUACACAAGUGGGAGAUGUUUCCAUUCAGCAGUGGUGUCAUCCACUCAGGCUCCACUAGAUUCUCUCAAUCUCAAACCAUUCGCCAACCCAAUGAAAAAUAUUGGCAAAGAGACUACAUCAAAAGACUUUCAGACCUGCAAACCUCGCCAUGAUCCCAGUGCACCAGGUUCUAUCGUGAUGCCAAGACCGUUCGAGCAUCAUCAGAGAAUGUCUAGUUUGCAUCUUGUAGAUGUCGUGGUUGAUCCUUAUGUGGCUGUGCAUCUGAGACCGCAUCAGAAAGAAGGGAUUCUGUUUCUUUACGAAUGUGUCAUGGGGAUGAGGGUCUCUGGUCAGUAUGGAGCCAUCCUGGCAGAUGAGAUGGGUUUGGGAAAAACACUUCAAUGCAUUGUCUUGAUAUGGACCCUUCUGCGCCAAGGCCCUUUUGGAGGCAAGCCUAUCAUAAAGAGAGCUUUGAUCGUCACUCCAGGGAGUUUGGUGAAGAACUGGAGGAAAGAAUUUCAGAAGUGGCUGGGCACAGAGAGAAUGCGUGUGUUUUCAGUCGAUCAGGAUCACAAAGUGGAAGAAUUCAUCAACUCUCCCCUGUAUCCCGUGCUGAUUAUUAGUUAUGAGAUGUUGUUGCGCUCUUUGGACCAAAUUCAGAGCCUGGGCUUCGACCUAAUCAUCUGUGAUGAGGGGCAUCGCUUAAAGAACAGCUCCAUAAAAACCACAUUGGCACUCAGCAGUUUGUCUUGCAGCAAAAGAAUAAUUCUUUCAGGUACUCCUAUACAAAAUGAUCUACAGGAGUUUUUUGCUUUAAUAGACUUUGUUAAUCCAGGAAUACUUGGAUCUUUGACUACUUAUAGAAAAAUAUAUGAGGAACCUAUUUUACAAUCACGUGAACCUUCAACAUCCAAAGAACAAAAAACUUUAGGAGAAGAAAGAGCUUCGGAACUGUCACGUCUGACAGGCCUUUUUAUCCUCCGAAGAACACAGGAGGUCAUUAAUAAAUUCCUCCCUCCGAAGAUCGAGAGCAUAGUCUUUUGCAAGCCAUCCAUGUUUCAGCUUGAUUUGUACAAAAGGCUUCUCAACUCUGGCCUAGUAAGAUCUUGUUUGCAAGGACUGGGGGAGAACAGUCCACACCUGGUCUGUAUUGGUGCACUCAAGAAACUUUGUAAUCAUCCUAUCCUUCUCUACAAGACUCUCCAGGAGAAAACUACAAAUCCGAACACGGAGGAAAUUGGCUUUUAUGAAAAUUUAGGUGAUCUAUUUCCACAACCUUAUACUACAGAGGACGUACAAGAGUCGGAGUCUGGAAAACUACAGGUUUUAAUGAAGCUUUUGCAAGCAAUAAAAGAGCAAAGCCCAUCUGAGAGAGUAGUCCUUGUGUCCAACUACACCCAGACGCUAAACAUAUUGCAAGCACUGUGUCAACGACAUGGGUACAGUUGCACCAGAUUGGACGGACAGACACCGGUCGGUAACAGACAGCGUAUAGUGGAUGGAUUUAACAGCAAAUAUUCCUCAGAUUUUAUUUUCCUUCUGAGUUCCAAAGCUGGUGGUGUGGGCCUAAACCUGAUUGGAGCAUCCCAUUUAAUCCUGUAUGAUAUAGACUGGAAUCCUGCUAACGACAUACAGGCAAUGGCUCGUGUAUGGAGGGAUGGUCAGCAGCACACUGUGCACAUCUACAGGCUUCUGACAACCGGUACUUUAGAGGAAAAGAUUUAUCAGAGACAAAUUAGUAAACAGGGUCUCUCCGGGUCUGUAGUUGAUCUGGCCAAGAAGUCGGAACAUUUCUGUUUUUCUGUGGAUGAGCUGAGAGACCUUUUCACGCUGCAUGAAGACAGUGACUGUGUGACCCAUGACUUGCUGGAGUGUGACUGUACACAUACCAAGCACUAUACAGGUGGUUCCACUGGAAAAGAGAUCACACAUGGGAGGCUCCUUAAUAAGCCGCAUAAGAAUAUUUCCAUGUCUGAACUGAUGGAGUGGAAACACUUUUCCAUGGAGCAGAGUGAUGGUGACCCUUUCCUCCAGCCCGGGAGAGAAUAUAUUUCUUUUGUUUUCCAGAACAUGACAAACAGCCAAACCUGAACUGUGAUCAGAGGAUACAUAGACUUUGUCUCUGGGGAUACAAGCUGUCCUUACACAGUGCCCUGGUGUAAUGUGCUGUGCACUGAUCCCAGCUUGGCACUCAUUUCAUAUGAAGAGUAAGUCAAAUGUCAACGGACACUUGCUAAAAGAGGGUGCUUAGUUAGUAUAUUUAGAAUCAGCCACCCAAUGGGGAGAAUGAUGGAAAUACAUAAUAUCUAUUAACCUGUUCACAAAUAUUGAGGACAAACAAUUUUGGCAGGCUUCAGUGUUGGCUUUUCUGAACAGCUUCAUUUCUUUUAUCAACUUUAGUUUUUUUUUUAAGUUGCAAAAAUAAAAAAAAUCUUGCAUUAAACCUUUUUUUGCGUUUCUGAGCUGUUAAAACACCACGUUCACAAUUGCAGUGACAAUAAAAUAAACCCUGAGUUUUUUCUGAACA